GGUUGCUCCAAAUCUUGGGUCACCUCGGAGUCGGUCAGGAGGCGGCAUGUUGAAGUACGUACCUCGAUCCUUCCCGGCACGGGUGCUUGCAGAAACUCUAUCUUCACCGCCUUGAUCAGAUGAUGGAUGAUUUUUGGUUUAUGGCAGCGAUCUGGAUAAGUUAUAGUUGCUGAAGCGCUUCAACUUGGCUCUCUUAGUUGAUUUUGAAUGCUGCAAUUGUGGAAAAGGAGCUGGUACGACUGUAUCAGCAGCCAACCAUCACCGCCACCAUGUCUGGAUUCAACAGUUCAGGGGUUCUCUCCACCUCCCCUAUUCGGAUCCUCUUCCCAAUCCUCUUGGUCUUUAUGUGGUAUCUCGGUCGUUUGCACUCUCAAUAUGAGCCCGUCAUCACAUCCAAGUUCUCCUCCAGGCUUGAGGAAACACGAAAAUUGAUUCCCAACGUCAAAUUAGACUGGCCAACUCCACCCACCAAAGAUCCUCGAGCCGCUUACAACUCGUCUAAGCUUGCUCUUCUCAUCGAAGCCAGGCCAAUACCUCACCUUUCCCCUCUGAUACUACACAUGAUAACGGUGGUGCCACCUGACUGGCGAUUCCUCUUUAUCGGCUCGCGCGAGAGUAUUCACAGCGUCAGUCAAGCCUACUCGAUCAAGCACCAGCAGGUCAUUGGUAAGCUGGAUUUGAUGCAACUUCCUUCUCCAUGGAGUGCCGCCAGUAAAGAGGAUGUUUUCAGGCUGCUUACCGAUUCGAGAUUUUAUGAUGAGUUCCUGCCAGGCGUAGAGUGGGUCUUGAAAUAUGAGCAUGACAGCAUUCUAUGUGCAAACUCGGAGACAAGUUUGAAUGACUGCCUUGACUGGGAUUGGGCUGGUGUGUCGCGCAUCGAUGACGACAGUUUCUCUGGCAAUGGGGGCGCCUCUCUCCGUAGAGUAUCUGUGAUCAAGCGAAUUCUCAGCUUCCAGGCACGUUUCAACGAUUCAGAACCUGAAGAUGAGUGGUUCAGAAAACGUCUAUGGGCGUUGCCAGGAGCUAAAGUCGCAUCCAAGCUAGAUGGUGCCAUUGCCGUUGAAGGUGUCUACGUGGAGAGACCCAUGGGCUAUCACGUUCGUGAGGGCGGGGGAAACUUGAACGAAGAGAUAUGGGGGGACGCAGCUCGCCGAAGGGAAAUACUCGAAUACUGCCCAGAGCUAAGGAUGAUUAUGGAUAUGAAGCUAGAGCGGGAGAGAUGCCCGGAUGAUAAUGGCAAUGGGGAUAGAAAACUCUCUGAUGUUGAGGUAAUAACCACAGUUCGGGAGGGAAAUGGAGACGCCAAGACAAUGCCGAAUGAUAUCGAGGUUAUAGUGCGGCCACCACAACCUCCUCCUUUGCCACAGCCUUGGAGGGCUUCUAUAACCACAGUAGCGGCUUCAAUCACUACAGUAGGAGCUUCUGUCACCACGGUUGGAGGCCCUCUUCGUACUGGUAUAGAUUAGAGGCGGGGAGAUUACCAUGUGUUCAUAUACGCAGCUGAUGAGCGGUUUCAGAGCAAAUUAGUUCAAGCACGAAUCUCAUUGAAUUGAUGGC
Molecule: messenger RNA, 1557 nt
Organism: Trichoderma asperellum CBS 433.97
Lineage: Eukaryota; Fungi; Ascomycota; Sordariomycetes; Hypocreales; Hypocreaceae
Source: RefSeq, a predicted model, not a curated record